UUGAUAGAAAUCUACAGAGGGCUCACUAUGAUGCCAGAGAAGAAUGACAGCCAAAACAAAAAGAUGGCCUUUCCACCAGAACAGCAAAAAAGACUUGGUCUGAAGAAAAUGCUGAAGAAAGUGCCACCCUGUCUGGGCAAGUUCAGGCCCAGCGUGGGUCAGUGCUGCCAUCAGUGUACCCCAGACAGUCUGAGAAAGAAACUUGGACAUAACUCCGCUUGUGUUGGCUUCCAGAAUCUUUUGAGAGUCAGUGAGACUCACACCAGGUACCGAGGAUGGCUCGUCAGGAGGAUAUGCUGUGUGCUGUUUGUGAGUGGACGGAAGGUUUAUGCAAGUCCUGCUGGCAAGAGACUGGAGAGAGUCUGUCAGAGCAAUAGGGUGAAGGAGGCUCUCACAGCAGUACAAAAAGCACCAGAAGGGGGAGACGGCCAAGGCCAGCUCAAUCUCCUCUCACCAUUCCACCAACUCAUUAACACCUGUAUCUCUCCUGGCCUUGUAAGGUUCAUGGGCUGGGUAAUGCUGAAGAUAUUUUCCUCCAUACUUGGAAGUAUUCAAGUUAACCUCAGCCAUUUGUCAGCGCUGCACAGUGCCUCAAAAGAGGUACAGGGCUCUCUGCUGGUUUAUGUGCAUGUGCGUCAGAGCAUCAUGGACUGUGCACUCAUCCCCCUGGUUCUUUUCUGUCACAACCUGAGAGUCCCGUACACCUUCUGUCCUUUUCAGAUUAGCAGCUCAUUACUCCGGUCAGUCCUGAGGAAAGUGGGCGUGGUCUUGCUGCCACGCUCUGCACUGACAGAGGAGGAUGCUGAGAUGGACAGCAUUUACUCAACUGUCAUGGCUUCUCUGGUACAGGAGCUGCUACACGAGGGCCAAGCCAUCAGUGUGGGUGUGCUAUCAUCAUCUGGCCAAGGUGGCCAGUGGCUGGCUCACCUCAGACAGCUCAUCAAAGAGGGAUCUUUGACUGACAUCAGUCUUGUCCCUGUGGGCAUCUCUUAUGAUUGUGUUCCCAAGUCUAACAUACAGGCUGACCUAAGUUCUUUAUUGCUGUGGAUGUGGUCUCGUCUCUGGAAGAAAUCAGAAGGAACUGUGAGGAUUCACUUCGCCAAGCCAUUUUCUCUCAAGGAGACAUGUGAGACAGGGAGGUGUAGGGUGGAUGGAUGGCUCCCUCUACAGGACCUGUUACUGCCUGUUAUCCUCAACAAAAGAACUGCCAGUGUGUACGGCCAGCGAAUGAUGUCAUGGCUUCUGCCUUCCCAAUCUGUUGGUGAACUCAGAAAGCAACCUCAGGCAGAAAGAGACCUCAGCAUCGGCAUCAUCCUUCAUCUUAUCUUCUCUGCCACCUCCUGCAUGGCUGUGAUGUCCACGAGUCUGGUGUCCAGUCUUUUGCUGUAUAGACACCGCAAGGGUGUGUUUAUGUCUGCACUGUGUCAGGAUGUGAACUGGCUAACAGAGGAGCUCUUGUUCAGAAACAAAGACGUUGGCUUUGGGGGAAGUUUAGCAGAGGUGAUCCACUAUUCUCUGUCUUUGCUCGCCCCUCAUAUCAUCGUAGCUGCAGUGCCGUCCAGGAAAGACCCUGUUGUUAUUCCCCGCCCUUCUCUUGUUGCUACACUCCACCUCACUCUCAAUGCCCAGAUUGUCACACAUACUUUCAUAAUGGAGGCUGUUGGGGCUUGUGCUGUGUCAGCCAUGCUUUGCGAGGUGGCUGGCAGUGGUGUCAGCAGCAGCGUGCGCAGUGAUGGAGUGGAUGGAGAUAAGGUCAGAGGUGACAUGGAGUUUGAUGUGGUGUUUUGUCAAUCAGAGUUGACUGAGAGAGCACUGCGACUCUGCCAUCUAUUGCCUCCAGGCUUUAUGCCCCCCUGUCAUUCAUCCUUGAGCUUUGCUCUGGAUGCGGUUGACAGUCUGGUACGCUGUGGCAUCCUGAUCAUGGAAGAAAUUCCCAGAGCUGUUCCCAUGUGUGAUUUCUGGAAAAAGGAAGGGGUCCUGUCAUGGACCACCACUGAUGACCCAUAUCAGAGUGACUCUGACUGUGAAGACAGGAAACCACAUGCAAUACAAGGUAUGUUGAGCCAGCCAAGUCAGUGUCCAGAGAUGCUCUUCUUUCUCUGCAGUAUGUUGGCUGGAUAUCUCAGUGCACUGUGCCGCACCACCGCUUGCCUCGACCUCCUACACACACCUCUGCCAAAGGCUGAGUUUCUAACUAAAGUACACUCCUAUCUGUGUGACACAGCAAGUAAGAACAAACAACAGUACGAGAGCUGCUCUGAGGAGACUGCACACAGCGCCGUUAGAACACUAAUAGACCUGGGGGUGCUUCUGGAGGAGCGGCAGAGUGGAGGCAUUUUCCUGGGUGUCAGCCCUUUGUUCCAGUUAUCAGAAAACCGUCAGAAGCUGCACCGAUUUAUCUCGCAAUACCUCUACAAUUAGAGUUACAUGCUUCUGUGAACAGCAAGGCCUCCACGUUACACUGUUAGGGUGCACAUGACCUUGUUUCCUGCCUGUCAGUUAAGUGUAAAACAUGCUCGCUGUGUUGGGGCGCUUCCACCUCUAGGUUAAUUACAUUUUGAUUCAUCUUUGAUGAGAAAGUGAUAUUAAGUUUAUCUUUAGUAAUGGCAUUAGCAUAAAGCCACAGGAGAUGUGGCUUUUGAAGUCCCUGUAAUCAGUUGUGAGGAUUUGCUUUCGGAUGUGGGUUUGUGUGUUUAUGUUGGAAAUAAGUGUUUGAGUCUAAACAUGUUUUAGUUUUCCACAAGGUUAUCAGGUUCUUUUUGUUGAUCAACACAUACUGUAGUUCUUUA
Thalassophryne amazonica is the source of this 2789-nucleotide messenger RNA. RefSeq names its product glycerol-3-phosphate acyltransferase 2, mitochondrial (gene gpat2). The transcript has 22 exons. Gene Ontology annotation, cellular component: mitochondrial membrane. The coding region runs from base 28 to 2421 and encodes 797 amino acids. The record is from RefSeq and is a predicted model, not a curated record. NCBI's taxonomy places the organism in Eukaryota, Metazoa, Chordata, Actinopteri, Batrachoidiformes, Batrachoididae.